AUGGACAAGUUCCUCCUGCUGCGACACUUCACCUUUCUCUGCUGCUUGCCAUCCAAAUUUCAGGAGACUGUUCAGUGUAGGAUGUGUCACCUCCAGUUUCCAGAAGAGAAGUGUUCCAGAGGAAGAGGAAUAUGUAAUGCAGAUAUAAAUGAGGCCUGUGUGCUAGUGAAUAUUUCCAGACGUGCUUAUCUCCUCGAUACCUGGUUAGCCAUCAUGGGCUGCCAAAAGAACUGUGCUGAUGUUCAAAUGAUGCAUUGGGGUAUCUAUACUGUGAAAUUCCGCUGCUGCAGAGACUCUAACCUGUGCAAUGAGAAGCUCUAG
Orycteropus afer afer is the source of this 321-nucleotide messenger RNA. RefSeq names its product prostate and testis expressed 1 (gene PATE1). The record is from RefSeq and is a predicted model, not a curated record. Bases 1 to 321 code for a protein of 106 amino acids. NCBI's taxonomy places the organism in Eukaryota, Metazoa, Chordata, Mammalia, Tubulidentata, Orycteropodidae. The transcript has 3 exons.